Populus trichocarpa (black cottonwood) is the source of this 880-nucleotide messenger RNA. RefSeq lists its product as uncharacterized. NCBI's taxonomy places the organism in Eukaryota, Viridiplantae, Streptophyta, Magnoliopsida, Malpighiales, Salicaceae. The transcript is spliced from 5 exons. Bases 208 to 726 code for a protein of 172 amino acids. The record is from RefSeq and is a predicted model, not a curated record.
GUGCCCCUUUCAUUAAAAUAUUAAAGAAGUCACCAGCAAAACAUUGAUAAUCAACAUGUUGGAGAGGAAUAGGUGAGAGUUAGGUAACGCGUUCAAUCUCUUAAAUUAAAAAGAUUUUGAAGUGUUUUUUUCCCUAUAAAUAGUAGCAGUCUAGGUGCAAUAUUUCAGCAAGAAAGUCUUGCCUGCUAAGAAAAUCAGGAGUGAAAAAUGGAGAAACAAAUAGAAGGGUCUAAGAAGAGGGUGAUGGUGAUCAUAGAUGAGAGCGAGUACAGUUAUCAUUCCUUCAUGUGGGUAGUUGACAAUCUCAAAGAAUUUAUCACUGAGUCGCCGCUUGUCAUCCUUGCUGCACUUCCUGCUCCUAACUGUAAAUUUUUUUAUGGGGCACAGUUUGGCACCGCUGCCCUCUGUUGUCCAGUCUCUCCCAUCUCUCCCACCCUAGAUUUGAUCUGUGCCAUUCAAGAAAAAAACAAGAAGAUCUUAUUAGGUAUCUUGGAGAAAGCUGUGAAUAUCUGUGCUAGUCGAGGGGUGAAAGCAGAAACAAUUUUAGAAGCCGGGGAGCCUUAUGAACUCACAUGCAAUGCUGUUCAGAAGAACAAUAUUAAUCUCCUCGUGAUUGGUAACACAUCCAUUAAUGGAACUCUCAAAAGGGAUUUUCUGGGGAGACUGAGCAACUAUUGCCUGAAUAAUGCCAAGUGCCAUGUCCUUGUUGUGAAGAAACCAGAAUGAAUAAGCAUCAGUCCAUUUCAACAGGGAAUUACUAUGUAAUUAAUAAGUUGUUUGGACAUCAUUUGAUAUGGUUUUCCUGUUUUCAUUACAUGUAAAACGUUAUCAUGUGGUAAAUCAAGAAAGCUGCAAUAAUAUUGUUUGGUUGUUCAAGAAA